This is a messenger RNA of Malus domestica (apple), 2361 nucleotides long. RefSeq names its product zinc finger CCCH domain-containing protein 53-like. Lineage: Eukaryota; Viridiplantae; Streptophyta; Magnoliopsida; Rosales; Rosaceae. The record is from RefSeq and is a predicted model, not a curated record. Gene Ontology annotation, molecular function: metal ion binding; RNA binding.
UUCACUCCACUGAUCCACUCCUCUCUCUCUCUCUUUCCCCCUCAAUCUCUCUCUAUAGAACACACAUUCAAGUUGUUUGUGUUGUUUUUCUCCAUGGAUUCUUAUGAAGCUACCAAGAUUGUUUUCUCAAGGAUCCAAAGCUUGGAUCCAGAAAAUGCCUCAAAAAUCAUGGGGUACCUUCUGCUGCAAGACCAUGGCGACAAGGAGAUGAUACGCUUGGCAUUUGGACCAGAAACUCUCCUGCACAAUCUCAUCCUCAACGCCAAAACCCAACUCUCCCUUGUUCCCUCCGACAACCCUACUACUACUUAUACCACUACUUCUGCUACUUUCACCCCCAUCUCUAGGCCUACCCCUUUGUCCCUCUCCUCCUCCUCCUACUCUUCUUCCUCAACCCUUUGGAGCCUCUCCAAUUCCGUGAGCCCCUCUGCUGCUUCUUCUCCGUCUUAUGCCAAUAUUCUUACCAAAAACACUAACCCUACUUCUCUCUGUGCUUCUAGUAGCGAAGUUGGUGACAAAUAUCAGUUUCAGAGCAAUCUUUCUUUUCUCAGUGAUCCAAAAACUGAUGACUUGUUUUAUGGAUCUGAAGAUUUGAAUUCUGGGGGUGGAUGGAAACCAUGUUUGUAUUAUUCAAGAGGGUUCUGUAAAAACGGCAGCACCUGCCGUUUUCUCCACGGCGGCAGCUCAGUUAAUGUUGUUUCUCCAGGCAAUGCCAAUGUGAUUGAACAGUGCCAGGAGAUAAUCAGAUCCAAUGCCGCUGCUCAGCAGCAGAAACUGGCUGCAGUGUCACAGUUCAUGGCUGGCCGCGGUGGUGAUGCUUCCUCUUUCCCAUACAACAAGUGCAUGGAUUUUCUUACGCAACAACAAAAUGACUCUCCAAGGUCAGCAGCAUCUGCAUUGAUGAUGGCUGAUGAAGUUCACAAGUUUGGGAGAUACCAACAUGAUCGAAACGACUUUUCGACUUUAAAUUUGGGAGGAAAUGCCAAUCACAGUUCAAGGCAGAUCUACUUGACAUUUCCAGCUGAUAGUACAUUUAGAGAAGAAGAUGUCUCUAAUUAUUUUAGCAUUUAUGGACCAGUGCAAGAUGUGAGGAUUCCAUACCAGCAAAAGAGGAUGUUUGGAUUUGUUACAUUCGUUUACUCCGAGACUGUGAAGAUCAUUUUGGCGAAAGGGAAUCCUCAUUUCGUAUGCGAUUCUCGGGUGCUUGUGAAGCCUUACAAGGAGAAGGGCAAAAUCCCAGACAAGAAGCAACAACACCAACAGUUUGAGAGGGAAGACUACCAUCUGUGUAGAAGCCUGUCUGCCAUCGAUUCGAGAGAGCAUUAUGAUCUCAAUCCUGGAUCAAGAAUGUUUUACAAUACACAAGACAUGCUUUUGAGAAGGAAAUUAGAGGACCAGGCUAAGUUGCAGCAAGCCAUUGAAAUCCAAGAAAGGAGACUUAUGAACCUCCAACUUCUAGGCAUCAAACCCAACAAUCUUCAUCAUCAGAAUCAGUACUACAACGGUUUAUCAGAAGGGUCUCCAUUUCCUUCACCCACUUUGUCACAUGCAUCCAAAAAUCAAUUCUUCAAUUUUUCACCUAGAGGCAAUAAUGAAGAAGUCCCACAAGAAUAUGAUGAAGCUGAAAAACCGCAGCAGGAGAUGAAUCCAACUUUUAAUCAUGGAACUGAAGAUAACAAUGGCGAUGAUUUUAGCCUGCAUGAAAGUAUGGAGCACAUUCUCCCUGAUAGCCUAUUUGCAUCUCCAAAGAAAUCAGCUGCUGGAGACCAAAUAAAUGUCUUCUCAACUACUGCUUCUGCACAAGUCAAUACCGAAGGCAUCACCAGAACCACCACCAUUUCUUCUAACAAUAUUAAUAAUAAUUUACUGCCCACCACUUCUACACCAAAUGCAGAUUCCCCAAAAUCUGUUCUUUCCAAAUGUCCAGGUUUUCUUUUGGAAUGUAAUUAAGAAAGUUAAGCAUGGGCAGCAUUGGGGGAGACAUGACUUUGCUACUGCUAGGAAACAAUUGAGAAGGAUUACAAACGGAAGAAAAAGAUCAUCUAGCUAUAUAGCCAAAAGCAUAUACCUAUAUCAAAGCAAACUUGUAGACAAGAUCUCAGCAAGAUCACUAUUGUCAUUAAUAUAUAUAUAUAUAUAUAUAUGUAUGUAUGUAUGGAUCUAUACUAUUUAGAAUAAUAAUACCUAAUUGUAUACAUAAAAGAACAGAUGGACUGAUUUAUUUGAGUGGGGUCUAUUUCAGUACUCUCUGCCCUAUCUCCGUAGGUAUGUGCUAGCUGGAGCACAGCAAGCAAGCAAGCUGUAACAAUGUAACAUAUCAACUUUCAUAUGAUAUUUUAAUUUAGGUUACUUAUCUUUUUA